This is a messenger RNA of Symbiodinium natans, 5823 nucleotides long. NCBI's taxonomy places the organism in Eukaryota, Dinophyceae, Suessiales, Symbiodiniaceae. The record is from the annotation of a GenBank genome assembly.
AUGCUGCUGAGCGAUGCACUGCCGAGUGCGGUGGAUGAUGGUUAUGAGGAGCAGGCGACCACGGCCCAAGCGUCACUGCCAGUCGCCGGUGAGCAGGCGACCACGACCGCAGCGCCACCGCCAGUCGCCAGUGAGCAGGAGGCUGUGGAAGUGAUUGAAGUGCCGGGUGUGCCGGAUGCGGCCUCCAGCGACGAGGCGGCCACGGCCACAUCACCGCCAGUCGAGGCUGUGGAAGUGAUUGCAGUGCCGGGUGUGCCGGAUGUGGCGGCCACCGACGAGGCGGCCGCGGCCAAAACCUCACCGCCCAUCGCCAAUGAGGCUGUCAAAACGAUUGCCGUGCCGAAUGUGCCGGAUGUUGUGUUCGACGAGGAUGAUGACGCGGACGCAGCUAUGCCAGGGUGCAUGCGGUACAUAAUCAACUGCUUCAUCCCGCCAAUGACGAUCGGCGGGCUGAAUGGUUUCAUUUGGUCGGCUGCCAGCUUGUACUUCAGGCUCAACGGUUGGCCAUUGUGGAGUUUGGGCCUUGCAACGUUCACUGGAUUUGCCGUGCGCCUGCUGGUGACCCAGAUUCUCAUGAAGUUCGGCUUCUGGACCUGCUUGCCGGGCGCCGUCCUCUGCCUCCUUUUUCUGGUGCCCGUCAUCCUCGACCAGAGCCAAGAGUGGGCGGUGGUUUUGCAGGUUGUUGCCGUGACAACCUUCGAGCCAAACCUCGCGAACGAUGCCAUUGUCUUCUACAACUUCUCUGCGUCCGAGACCCAAGCACAACGACAAGCAUGUCACGAACGGCGCAGCUGUUCGUCGCAAGCCGCCCAUUUUCAGCUGCUUUUGUGUGUAGACUUCGUCGCCAUGUCUUCGCACAACGUCGACAUCGCCGUCCUCGCCGAGAUCUUGGAGGAGGUCCUCCGCGACGCCGCCUCGGCGAUGGACUUGGUGUCGGCGCUGCCGCUGCCGUGCGGCGGCAGUGAUCCAGCAGCUGGCGGCGGCGAGCAGCUCAUCGUCUUCUACGACUUCGGCGACGUCUACGCCCACUUCGACGGCGCCAGCGCCCACAUUGGCAGUGGCCGAGCAGACGACGGCGUCCGGCGGAGCUGCCGCCGCCGGUGGGCCGGCAGCGUGCUCCUCAAUCCGGCGGCUAUGGACGACGACUCCGAGGAGGUCGUUGCCCCCAACGUCGCCAUGGUCGCGCAGGUCACCGACCCCGUCGACGAGCUGCCGCCCGUGGUGCUCCCCGGCGACCUCCCGUCGAUCCAGCCCGCCGACGUCGCGCCGGACAUCGCGGAGCCCGUCGUCGUCGCCCCGGAGCCGACCCCCGACGCCUCCAACGACGUGAUCACCGCGGAGACGGCCACGGGGCCGGGCACGGCGGCGGGGCAUACGCCGGCCAAGGCGACGUCGUCGCCCCACACAACCGAUGCCACCGCCGGGCGAGGCGGCCCUGGCGGCGGACUUCGGCUUCACGUCGGCGGCGGCGUGGCUGCAGCAUCGCCGGGUCGAGUUGGGCCAGGACGGCUUUGCCACUGUGCAGGGCCGCGCCCCGGCGACGCCUUCCCGCCGGCCACGACGCCUGGGCGCCUGGAGCAGAUCCAGCGCCAGAUCGACGCCGAGCUGGCGGCUGAUCCGGCCAUGGCCCCCCGGCCCAAGAAGGAGCUCCAUGAGUUCAUCGUCGUGUCCCUCUGGAAAAACGUCGUCAUGAAGAAGUCGGACGCCGACGUCGUCUCCCAGCGAUUGCGGGUCCAGCCCGUGCUGGCCUGUGGGUCUGACUUCGGUUGGAUCUCCAGGCACACUCUGUGGUGGGCGACAGUCGACUGCUCCCAGUUCACGACGCACCCCCUCUCUGGUGAGGCGCUCCAUUGGUCCCUCAAAGAGGGCUGGCGCAAGCUCCGCAUCGGCGCCCACAGAGCGGCGGAGGACAACCUCUGCGUCGGCUCCCUCCGCUUCGACGACGCCGUCAGGGCGGGCCGGGUCCUUCUGCCGUGUGCAACGACGCCGGCAGAAGACGAGAAUGGCCGCCCGGCCCCCAAGUCCUGCAGGGGCAGGGUGACCGACGACGUCAGGGACCGAUGGCUUCGUGAUCGACGCCAGUUCGCGCCAUGGCAUUACAGGCAGGAGGCCAUGUUGUCCGACGAAGCCGGGCGCCUCAUCAUCCCGCCGCCCUCUGUCAAGGAGGCGCUCCACCACCUGCCCAAGGACUACACGGCGGGCCACGACGACAGGGUGCGCCAUCGCCUCAUCGGGAAUGGCUGGCACUGGGGGGUCGCGUCCCGCUUGCUCUCCAUCCUCGUCGUCGCAGCGCCUGCCGCCGUCGACGAGGCCAUCUCAGAGGAAGAUCAUUGGCGGCAGGCCAUGUCGGCGAAGCAUGCUCUGGCCACACCGCCCGCCUUGGAGCCGGCGCUGGAAUGGGUCCUGAAGGUGGCGAGCAUGUGGCGCCACGACCUGCGGCGCAUACGGCGGGGCGUGGUCCAGGAGCUCAAGGUUAUGGUCGACGACAUGGAGGACACCACGAAGGAGUGGUUGGCACGCCGCCCCUUCCCAGUCCGGUCGACGUAUUCCACCCCGGACAGGGAUAGGCCGACGCAGGUGCCGCUGCUGCUCCACCUCCUGCGGGACGCCGGCUACCCCGACGUGACGUCCCUCUCCGACGACCUCUCCGACGGCUUCGACAUGCUCGGCGAGAUCAAGCCCGGGCCGGGAUGGAAGGCCAGAGACGACGACCGGUACUUUAACUCGGCGAUUAUGCAGGAGGUCAGGGCGGCGAACCGGCGAUACCUGCUCAAGAGGCUCCCCACGGCCAGGGCCCCAACGGACUGGCCGGUCAAGACCGUGGCACUGCCCAAUUCAAGGACAUGGCGAGUCGCGGCGUCCUUUCCCAUCAUCCAGAUCGACGAGAACGGCGACGAGAAGCUCCGUCGAGGUGAGGAUUGGAGGCGGUCCGGGCAUAACAGCACGGUCAAAGCCACUGAUGUCCCGACGCACCACUUCGUCGGCGACUUCGUCGAUCUAGCUCGCCGCUUCGCGCAGUUGGGGGUCACGCCGCUGGUCCUUGGCCACGACCUCCUCUCGGCGUACAGACAGUGGGCGGUCAAGCACCCGGCGCAUUCGGGCACCUUCCUGGCCACGGAGCACGACGUGACGCUGUGGUUCCACCUGGCCAUGUGCUUCGGCGCCGCGGCGUCGGUAUGGAACUUCAACCGCGCCGGUGACGCCCUCCAGGUGCUGCUGCGCCACUUGCUCCUCCUGGCGGUGGGGCACUACGUCGACGACUUCAAUGCCCUGGACUUCCCCGAGACCGCCCAGGACGCUCACGACGCCUUCUCCGACGUCUUCUCCCUUCUGUGCCUCAAGACGAAGACGUCCAAGGCGCAGCCUCCACAAUCGGCGCACACGGUUCAGGGCGUCAUGUUCGAGGUCACGGCGCAGGCGGUCCGACUCUCCCCGACGGAACGGUCCUGCUUGCCAUCGAAGAGGCGCUGUCGUCCGCGCGUCGCUCAUCGCCUGGCAGGCAAGCUGGCCUUCCUCAUGCAGGCCAUCUUCGGCGCCCUGGGGAAAGCUGGCCUGAAGCCCAUUUACGCCAGGUCGGCGGAUGCAGCAGCCGCCUCCGACGACAGCCUGUCCGCGGGCCUGCGAGCUGCGCUGCUGGCGCUGCGCGGCAUCCUCCGGCGUGUGCAGCCAAGGUUCGUCCCUUUCCAGCCGUCCACCUCACGACGGGCCGUCCUCUACGCCGACGCUUUCUUUCAGGAGGGCGGCGUGGUGCACAAAGCUGGGUUCGUGCCACGGUCGGCCCAGGCGCGCCCGGCAGACAGGUGGACCAAUGGCUGGGGCUUUGUGCUGGUCAUCGACGACGAGGUCUUCUACAGCAGGGGCGUCGUCCCGGCGUGGUUCCUUCGGCGCUUCGCGUCGAGGAAGGCGUUAAUCUACGUCCUCGAGAUCGUCGCUCAACUCCUGCCGCUGCUGGCAUUCGGCGAACGUCUGCCGAGUUUCUGGACGGCGUACAUAGAUAACGCCGCUGGGCAGUGGGCGCUCCUCAAAGGGUAUGGGAAGGACGACGCCGUCAACGGCGUCCUCUCUGCCUUUUGGGCUUCGGCGGCGCGUCAUUGUUGGUUCCCUGAGUUCGUCCGCAUUCCGUCGAAAGCCAACAUUUCCGACGCAGUGUCCAGAGACGACCUCAGCCAGGCCUCGGCGGAGGGCUGGUCUGCGCGCCACCGACGAUCUCGAGUUCGCCGCCCAUUUUCAGCUCCCACCCUCUUCCACCCAGGAGCAGUGUCGCAGAAUCUUCAAUGCAAAACCGUGUGGUACGCGCUGGCCUCCACGAUUGGAGGAAUCAUCUAUGACUACUCGGGCUGGCCCGGCAUCGUGGUCUACCACGUUGCGUUGCAAUCCGUGCAGACUCUGCUUUUCAUCACCGAGCCGGCUGUGUGGGGCUCCUUUGCGGAGUUCCGACAGAAGUGGUGCAGGUGUGGCAAGAAAGAUGAGGAAGACUUGGGUCCUGAUGCCGUGGUAUCCGUGGUGCCGACAGGUCCGAAGGAAGCCUGGUCAGGGCGGCCGGCUCCUCCCGCGGCUGCCAUGCUCGUGCGACCUGGUCAGCCUGACGUCGGUCGCGGCAGCAUGGUUUCGGUGGGUUCGUCAAGCCCGUCAAAACGGUCCAGCCUAGCAUCCGAGCGCCGCUCCCGCGCCGGGCCCGGGCGCUUUAGCCUAGUAUCCGCCUCUCAAAAUGGGCCAAGCCGCCGCAGACUCAGCAGGCUGUCCGGGAACGUCAGGCAAUCAAUGAUUUCAGUGGACCCCGGCCGAACAAGAGUCUCAACAGUUUCAGGAGUGUCAGGAAUAGGAGGGCACAGCCUGGGACGACCGUCCCAGCUGACUCUUGGUACUCUGCAAAGCCAGAUGUCCCACGCAGAGUUGGCCAGCACCAUGGCGAGAAGGAUCAGCCGCGUCGGGGGCGGGGGACAGAGAUCGUUAGUCCCAGGGGCAGCAGCAGAUGCGGAAGAAACAAUGUCGGUCCUCUUCUUUGACAACGACGUAGAGGACGAGGAGAAAACCGCCACAAUACCGCGCGACCUGUACCUGCCCGUGAUGCUGAUGUUCUUCUGUGCCUUUAACUACAACAUUUCGUACCAGACCGAGUGGGCCCUCUUUGGCGUCUACUUCAAAGAGGUCCACAACUGGGACAACGCGACCUUCGCCGGCCUGGCCCAGACCUCCGGCGAUGUCCUGGGUGCCAUCAUCAUCAAUGUGCUGGCCUGCCUCUCGAAGGACAGGCCCGACGAGGAAGGUUUCAAAGCUGGUGGCCUCAAGAAGUUCUGGCACACCUUGAUGUGCAAGCCGUACUGGUUUGCACUGAUCAACUUCACUUGGGCAGUCCUGAACUGUGCCAUUGCGCUCCCUCACAUCGCCAUCGCCGUAACCUCGCAAGUUCUCAUGGGCACCUUGUACAUCUACUCCGUGCAGGCCGCCAACAACAUGAACUUGUUCUUCUCGCUCGGGGAUGGCAAUCUCUUCAUGGCGCUGCAGGGAUUGAGGGUGCAUGCUGAGGCGAUCGGCAGCGCCAUCGCGGGUCUGCUGGCUCUCGUUCUCUACGACAGCGUGGACCCAAAUGCCGCCUUCAUCAUGACGUGCACCACGUCUACGUUGGUGACCAUCGCUUACACAGUGGGAUUCUGCCGCCGAGAUGGAUAUGGCAGGAGCCUGGAGGAGGCUGAACAAGUCAGGGCAGACAGGCUAGGCAUUGCACGCGUGAAGGCGUGGAAAACUGAGCCAUCGGGGCCUGGGCAGCUGGAGACAAUGCAAGAGGAAGAGAACGCGGAUCAGGACGAUCCAACACAAGGGUGA